Molecule: messenger RNA, 1119 nt
Organism: Eruca vesicaria subsp. sativa (arugula)
Lineage: Eukaryota; Viridiplantae; Streptophyta; Magnoliopsida; Brassicales; Brassicaceae
Source: the annotation of a GenBank genome assembly
AUGGGUCUUUGGACAGUUGCAGUUGAAUGCAAAUUUGAACAAUAUGUGAAUAUAGAGCCAAAAAAGAAACUGAAACUACGAGAAAACUGGAGGGAGAAGUCCAAACCUAUACCACCAGGAGGCACUUAUCCAGCCAAAGAUCAUUGCAGAGGAUGCAGGCUAUGUGACACCUACUAUAUAGCCCAUGUGAAGGAUGCAUGUGCUUUUCUUGGAGAUGGAAUGUCAAGGAUUGAGAGCUUGGAACCUGUUGUUCCUGGUAGAGGAAGGAAACCAGAUUCCUUAGAAGAUACAUACUUUGGGGUCCAUCAAGAGCAGCUCUAUGCUCGUAAGCUGAAGCCUGUUGAAGAGAUUGCAACUCUGACAUGCCACACAUACCGAUUUAUGUCCCUUGCGGUAUCACCUGAUGUGAAAAACGAAUGUAAACAGAGCAGAGAUGAAACCUUAAGGUUCUGCAAUGUCUUCCCGUACAUAAAAGCUCAGUUGCUUCUGAGGCUCUUGCGCUUUAAGGCUAUGCAACACCAGAGACUAUCAAAUGACCGUGUCCGUGGCUAUCUUGAUACAUUUCUUAAGACACUAGAGACAAUCAAAAGUCUGUGUACUAAAUUAUUCAUGAGUUUGGUCACCACAAGGACAACGUGUUUCUUGAAGAAUGGCCUAAAAAAAGAUAAUUUUGAGUAUCUUCGGGAUAGUUUACUGAAUUUGAGCAGCCUCUCUUGGUUUAGAUUUUCUUUGGCAGGAGGAAGCGUGACAUCCGAUGAGCAAACCUCAGAUCCAACCUGCAUCACUCUAGAGGAUUACAUGGUCCAAACCUUAAACGAUAGAUGUACUCAAGAUGAUGUUCCAAGUGAUGAGAACCUCUGUGAAGAAGACGAGUCCAAGUUGUCGUUGCAGUUAGCUAUUGUUGGUAGGCCUAACGUUGGGAAAUCAACAUUGCUAAAUGCAUUGUUGAAAGAAGAGUGUGUGUUGGUGGGUCCAGAAUCUGGUCUCACUAGAGAUGCUGUGAGAGUUCAGUUCGAGUUUCAGGUCAGGACCGUCUAUAUGGUACGUUUACAGAUUCUCAUUAGCUGGACAUGCCUCACUAAUUCACUUCGUUUGAUGUUUAUGUUGGAUGUUUGUUAA